Lecanosticta acicola is the source of this 1004-nucleotide messenger RNA. NCBI's taxonomy places the organism in Eukaryota, Fungi, Ascomycota, Dothideomycetes, Mycosphaerellales, Mycosphaerellaceae. The record is from the annotation of a GenBank genome assembly.
AUGUCCCAGGAUCCUCGCGCGCUCCUUCAGAAGGUAGGGGCCUCACAUGUUCGCCUUUUGAAGGCUCAGUGAUUGACAGGGCGUAUCACAGGCAGACAAAGCGGCGCAAUCUGCUGGCAGCGGGUUCUCUCUCUUCGGAGGAAAGACUGAGAAAUACGAAAAUGCGGUCGAGCUCUAUACACAAGCCGCAAAUGCGUUUCGAAUGCAGAAAGCUGGCAAAGAGGCGGGACAGGCCUUCGAGCGGGCGGCUGCACUACAGUCAGGAAAGCUGAACGAGCCAGACGACGCUGCGAACACCCUGACCGAGGCGUAUAAGUCAUACCGAAAAGAUGAGCCGGAGGAGGCUGCCCGAGUUUUGGAACAGGCGAUCACUCAUUACACGAUGAAGGGCAACUUCCGAAGAGCUGCAACACAUAAGCAGAAUCUGGCGGAGCUCUACGAGGUUGAGCUGGGCGAUCAAAAGCGAGCGAUGGAGGCAUACGAAACUGCUGCUGGAUGGUACGAGAACGACAAUGCAGAGCAGUAAGUUUCAAGCUAUCUUCACUCCCUCGAUUGCUGCAAUCUAACAUGACUUGUGCUCUCUCUCCAGACUUGCCAACAAGCUAUACUUGAAACUCGCCGAUAUCUCCGCACUCGAGGGCGAUUAUAUGAAAGCGAUCUCCAACUACGAACGCAUCGCCAAAUCCGCCAUCAACAACAACCUGAUGAAGUGGUCGGUGAAAGAGUACUUUCUCAAAGCUGGCAUUUGCCAUCUCGCACAAAACGACACCGUGGCAACGAAUCGAGCCCUCGAAUCAUAUCGCGAUCUUGAUCCUGCAUUUACACAGACCCGAGAACACCAGCUUCUAGUAGAUCUGUCCGAGGCAGUAGAAGAAGGGGACGGAGAGAAGUUUGCCGACAAGUUGUUCCAAUUUGACCAGAUGUCGAAGUUGGACAAGUGGAAGACUACACUGCUCCUGCGGGUGAAGGAGCAGAUCCAGGCGGCGGAUGAGGACUUCGCGUGA